AUGUAUGGGCGCUACACACAGGAGCUGGGUGUGUAUGCCAAGGAGGAAGCAGCGCGCCUACGUGACGGGGGGGUACGUGAUGGAGGGGGGCUGCGGAGAAACACCAGCGUCCGGAGCAGAGCCGCCGACCUGCUCGAGUACGAGAAGGACCCCUGUGCCAAAUGCCAAAUGUGUGCGUCUCGAUGCCAAAAGUUCCUCAUUUCCAGAGUGGGGGAAGACUGGAUCUUUCUCAUUUUGCUGGGGCUGCUAAUGGCCCUCGUGAGCUGGGUCAUGGACUAUGCGAUAGCUUUCUGCCAAGAAGCACAGAAGUGGAUGUACGGUGGUCUGGGCAGUAACCUGCUGUUACAGUACAUUGCCUGGGUCACAUACCCCGUGGUGCUCAUCACAUUCUCCGCAGGAUUCACUCAGAUCCUCGCUCCUCAAGCCGUUGGAUCAGGCAUUCCCGAAAUGAAAACCAUUUUACGAGGAGUGGUGCUGAAGGAGUACCUCACCUUUAAGACUUUUGUGGCCAAAGUCAUCGGGCUGACCUGUGCUCUGGGCAGUGGCAUGCCUCUGGGGAAAGAGGGGCCCUUUGUGCACGUUGCCAGUUUGUGCGCAGCUCUCCUCAGUAAAUUCAUGGCGGCCGUGUUUGGAGGGAUUUACAUGAACGAGCUGAGGAACACGGAGAUGCUGUCUGCCGCCUGCGCCGUGGGGGUGGGUUGCUGCUUCGCCGCCCCCAUCGGGGGGGUGUUGUUCAGCAUCGAAGUGACCUCUACGUUCUUUGCUGUGAGAAACUACUGGAGGGGCUUCUUCGCCGCCACCUUCAGUGCCUUCAUCUUCAGAGUGCUGGCUGUGUGGAACCAGGAGGAGGAGACCAUCACUGCGCUCUUCAAAACACGCUUCCGUCUGGAUUUCCCAUUUGAUCUGCAGGAGCUGCCAGCAUUUGCCAUUCUGGGAAUCGCCUGUGGAUUCGCUGGAGCUCUGUUUGUCUAUCUGAACAGGCUCAUAGUGGAAUGCAUGAGGAAACAGAAGACUAUCAACAAGUUCCUACUGAGAAAGCGCCUGCUGUACCCGGCUCUGGUCACUCUGCUGGUGUCUACUCUGACGUUCCCCCCGGGCCUGGGGCAGUUCAUGGCUGGGCAGCUGACACAGCACGAGUCCCUGGUGGCUCUGUUUGACAACCGGACGUGGUGCCGACAGGGUGUGGCAGAGGAGUUUGACUACAUCAGCCAUCAUCACGCCUGGAAACACCCCCAAGUCAACGUCUUCAUCACACUCAUCCUCUUCAUCGUUAUGAAAUUUUGGAUGUCUGCCGUUGCCACCACCAUGCCGGUUCCAUGUGGAGCCUUCAUGCCAGUUUUUUUAAUAGGUGCAGCAUUUGGUCGCCUUGUUGGAGAAAUAAUGGCGGCUGCAUUUCCUGAUGGUAUCCAUGCUGACGGCACCGUGUACCCCAUAGUUCCUGGAGGAUAUGCAGUUGUCGGUGCAGCGGCCCUGUCCGGAGCAGUUACGCACACUGUCUCCACGGCAGUGAUUGUGUUUGAACUCACUGGUCAGAUUUCACACAUCCUGCCCGUCAUGAUAGCUGUCAUUCUGGCCAAUGCUGUAGCUCAAGCACUGCAACCUUCACUCUACGAUUCAAUCAUUCGUAUCAAGAAGCUCCCCUACCUCCCUGAGCUGGGAAUGGGACACCACGAGAAAUAUAAUAUCCGAGUGGAGGACAUCAUGGUUAGAGAUGUGCGUUACAUCACACUCAGCUCAACUUAUCGAGACUUACAGGAGAUGCUGCAGACUGGGCAGCUCAAAACACUGGCCUUGGUCGAGUCCAGAGAGUCCAUGAUCCUGCUGGGCUCCAUUGAGCGGUUGCAGCUACAAUCUCUGCUCACUCUGCAGUUGGGUCGUCAGCGCAGGCUCGAGUACCUCCGACAGAUAGCGCAAGACAACGGGACCCAGGACCCUCUGCCCAGCCUGACCUCGGACAGCAGCGCUAGCUCCCCCUGUGGGCAGACUCACAUCAUCAACGCCACUCCUCGCACCAACGCUCGCCAAACGGUUCGCUUUUUGAUCUCUACAGAAGAGACGUCUUCCUUCAGCCCAGCAGUGUCCAACUUGCAACUUCCUCUCAAAUCUGCCCUGAAAACAGUAUCAGCCAUCAGUGACACAGAGACACCAAAUAGCUCUCAGACACUUUCAUGCACGGACCAGGACAAGGAGCUGCUAGAGAGCCCUGGGCCGGCUCCUCCUGAACACAGAAAGGCCAGGCCCAAACGCAUGAGGAUCUCCAUGGCGGACUCUGAAGUGGAAGACCACAUGAGCCCAACAGAGAUUUCAGUGUGGGAGGAGCAACAGCUCGACCAAGCUGUAGAUUUCAAGAACUGCAAGAUUGACCCUGCUCCCUUCCAGCUGGUUGAGCAAACCUCGCUACAUAAGACUCACACCAUCUUUUCCCUGCUGGGCCUGGACCAUGCUUAUGUGACUAGUAUGGGGCGUCUGGUCGGAGUGGUGUCUCUUAAAGAGUUGCGUAAAGCCAUUGAGGGCUCAGUGACAGUGACGGGGGUCAAAGUUCGCCCCCCUUUGGCAAGUUUCCGGGACAGUGGCAAUACCACAAGUGUAUCUGAAGUAACUGAACUCCACAAACUGUGCAUCCGCCACAGGGGCCUCUCGUUACCACGGGAACUUAAUCGCCUCAAAAUGGAGGAUGAUAACAACCCUCCAUUUGAAGAGAUUCCCAUCAAUUUUUCAGACCAAUGCACUUUACAAUUUGCAACAGGCCAAACUGUGGACAUUAGAGAAGAGUUGGUUCUCCAAGAUAGCCCCUCAUUCGCUGAAGACCAAUCAGAAUUUACGUUUGACUGUAGCCCCUCCCACACGGAGGAGUCAGAACUGGCCUGUGACUAUGACCCGCCCAGUCAGACUCCAGAGCCAGAUGAAACCCAGCAGGAACAAGGUCAGAACCUGGACCAAUCAGAAGCGGAGGAAGAGGGAAGCCCCGGUCCACAGUAAUGACCAAUAUGAAUGAUUAGCAGGGAUACAUGUGUUGUCUCAAGUGUUACAUUACAAGUCCAGCCUGGCUAUAUGUAUGUAUUUAUAGCAGAACUUGAGGUGUGAAUGACAAAUAAGAGACCACAUCCAAUAAUACUUUUUAAACUAAUUGAUCUUAUACCAGAGGAACUGUUUAGGGCCUGUUAUCAAAGCUGGUAACACAUAGUUGUUUGGGGAGUUUUUUUUGUUAACACUGCCAUUACCCCAUUAUAAUCUUACAAAACCUUGAAGUCUCCUAAAAAAAAAAAAGAGUCUUGAUAAAAUGAUAACAAAUGAUUUUAAACAGGAUAGAUUUGCUAAAUGUUUGAGACUGUGUGCGUGUGUGUGUGUGUGUGUGUGCAUGCGUGUGAGUAACUGGUGUGCCAUGGUUCUGGACUCCUCCGUGUCGUAUUUGCGCUUAUGCCAAAUAAACAGUGUAAUAUUUUGCAGGAGAGGAAUACAAAUGAAUCUAAUUGCAAUGAAUAGUUAUAAAUAAACAAGCACAUUAAUAAAGUAAUAUAUUCUAUUACGGAGCACAGAAAUCUGAAAUAUUUACUACCUACAAAUAAGGCUGGCAUUUUUAUAGAUUAUUACAAGCCUGAUAUGCAAAAGGGAUAUUUUUGUUAUUUUGUUUGUUUAAAUAUAGCAUUAUAACUGUCUUUGAUUGCAGCACUAGGACAUAUUCUGUUUUCUUGUACGUCAUAUGUCCACCCCCGAAAUUCAACAACAAAAACAGGCAGCUCUUCUUAAGACAUAAGGUUCAAGGUAAAGCACACAGUAAUUACCACUACUGAAUACUACGGAAGCCAGUAUUAAAAUGGAAUAAACUGCCUCGAUCGCUUAAACUGCGUGAAAUGUUUCUAGCAUGUUACAGGAACAGUAUAGGCUAAUGUACAGAGCACACUUGCACCCUGUAGAUAUAUUUACAGUUAUGCAUCUUUAUGACAUGAGCAGCCUGGCCUCUCAUUAGCACAGUCCAAGUCUGUGGGGGUCUGUGCGUCUGUUGGUGUGUGUGAGAGACAUGUCAUCAGGUUUCAAAUGGAUGUAAUUGUCAAUUGUACAAAUAUUUUAAAUCAUGUUUUCAUUUGCACUAAUCAGGGCUUUUUGUCUGUAUAUUUGUGCAUUUCUUUAUUUGCGUCUUUUGCAUUGAGAAUGUAAAAUAGUGGUUGGCCAUACAAGUAAAAGGAAUUGAGAGAUAUUUUACAGCGUAUCUAGUUAAGCAAUAAGUCUGUAGUACCCUUUAUAUGGCACUGAACUGCUUUGUACAUACAAAUAUAACUACAUGCUUGUACAGGAGAAUUAUGCAUUUGAAAUCAA
Messenger RNA from Boleophthalmus pectinirostris (great blue-spotted mudskipper), 4314 nucleotides. It is a transcript of the gene clcn2a, whose product is annotated as chloride channel, voltage-sensitive 2a. Gene Ontology annotation, cellular component: membrane. The coding region runs from base 1 to 2979 and encodes 992 amino acids. Gene Ontology annotation, biological process: transmembrane transport; chloride transport. The record is from RefSeq and is a predicted model, not a curated record. Gene Ontology annotation, molecular function: voltage-gated chloride channel activity. The transcript is spliced from 23 exons. NCBI's taxonomy places the organism in Eukaryota, Metazoa, Chordata, Actinopteri, Gobiiformes, Gobiidae.